AUGUUUAAAAUUCUGAUUGCUUUAUCAUUACUCGUUGUCAUUCAAGGCCAACUCGCCGGUGGCUUCACAGAUCGCCCAGAUCUUCUUAACGAUGCAACAACAAGAGUUAUGGUCCAAUUAUCAGUCAGUGAAUUAGCUAAGACCACAAAUCUUGCUGUAUCACUCAUCAAAGUUGUUAAAGUUGCAACUCAAGUUGUCAAUGGAAUCAAUUAUCGUAUCGAUUUUAUCGCUCGUCCACUUUCAUCUGAUGCUGUUCUUACAUGCUCAACCAAGAUUUAUCAAUCAUUUCAAGGUCAACGGACCGUUUCUUCAGUUGGCUGCGUUUAA
This is a messenger RNA of Rotaria socialis, 327 nucleotides long. Lineage: Eukaryota; Metazoa; Rotifera; Eurotatoria; Philodinida; Philodinidae. The record is from the annotation of a GenBank genome assembly.